Molecule: messenger RNA, 645 nt
Organism: Lithohypha guttulata
Lineage: Eukaryota; Fungi; Ascomycota; Eurotiomycetes; Chaetothyriales; Trichomeriaceae
Exons: 2
Coding region: 1-645 (214 amino acids)
Source: RefSeq, a predicted model, not a curated record
AUGUCCCGCUUCCCUCAUGGCAUGCCAUUGCCAAAUGGACUUAAUACAGAUCCUCCGCUACCAGCCGACGCCCCUACCAUUGGCUUCAAGCUGAACCAUCUCUGCAUACGUGUGCGCGACCUAGAGAAGUCAUUGCAUUUCUACACCAAUCUCAUGGGUAUGCGUACCGUCAUGGUCACCAAUACCGGCCCCAUGACGGUCUAUUUCCUAGGCUAUCCAUCAACAGAUCGACAUCGUGAGAACCUGCCUGAGUUCGGCAAAGAGACUUCAAUCCCAGACACGACCGGCCUUUCAGAGCUAGUCCACAUGCACGGCGCAGAAAACAAACCAGACGGGUUCUAUGGCUCCGGGAACACGCCUCCACACCUAGGGUUCUGUAAUUUAGGGUUCAGUGUCCCUGAUCUGCCAAAGACAUUGGAGAGGCUCAGGGAAGCUGGUGUUCCCGUCGUCAAAGAUAUUGGUGCUGCUUCACGAAGGGAUAUUCCUAUUACUGAUUGGGAGAGCGAGCGGGGUGUUGGUGUUGAGGUCAAAGGCACAGAGAGCGAGAUUCAUCCUAUGUUCAAGCAAAUCUUUGCUAAUUUCGCGUAUGUUCAGGAUCCGGAUGGGUAUUAUGUCGAGUUGCUUCCACAGGGGUUUGGGGCGUGA